Molecule: messenger RNA, 1032 nt
Organism: Fraxinus pennsylvanica
Lineage: Eukaryota; Viridiplantae; Streptophyta; Magnoliopsida; Lamiales; Oleaceae
Source: the annotation of a GenBank genome assembly
AUGGCUGAACAAUUUGAGAUGCCGCGCGUUAAACUUGGAACCCAAGGACUUGAGGUAUCGAAGUUAGGUUAUGGUUGUAUGGGGCUUACUGGAAACUACAACUCUCCUAUUCCUGAGGAGGAAGGAAUUGCAAUAAUCAAAGAGGCAUUUAGUAAAGGUGUUACAUUUUUGGACACAUCGGAUGUUUAUGGUGCAAACCAUGCCAACGAGUACUUGGUGGGGAAGGCAUUAAAACAGUUACCUCGAGAAAAGAUUCAGUUAGCUACGAAGUUUGGUAUAGUUGAAACCAAUGCUUCUCAAAUUAUAAUAAAAGGAACUCGUGAAUAUGCCCGCUCUUGCUGUGAGGCUAGCCUAAAGCGUCUUGAUGUGGAUUAUAUUGAUCUCUAUUAUAUACACCGAAUUGAUACUACCAUACCUAUUGAAGAGACGAUGGGAGAGCUUAAAAAGUUAGUUGACGAAGGUAAAAUUAAAUAUAUUGGGUUAUCUGAAGCUAGUCCAGACACAAUAAGGAGGGCUCAUGCAAUACAUCCUAUUACUGCUCUACAAAUGGAAUAUUCCCUUUGGACUCGUGACAUUGAAGAAGAAAUAAUUCCACUUUGCAGGGAACUUGGGAUCGGAAUAGUUCCAUACAGUCCAGUAGGCCGAGGAUUUUUUGCUGGAAAGGCUAUAGUGGAAAGCGUGCCUCCAAAUAGUGUAUUGGAAUAUCUCCCAAGGUUUACAGGACAGAACUUUGAUAAGAACAAAGCCAUUUAUUUUCGUAUAGAAGCAUUGGCUAAGAAGCAUGGAUGCACUCCUGCUCAACUUGCUCUUGCGUGGGUUCUUCAUCAAGGAGAUGAUGUUGUACCUAUUCCGGGUACAACCAAAAUAAAAAAUCUCCACGAAAAUAUUGGUUCCGUGAAAGUGAAGCUUACAAGCAAUGAUUUGAAAGAGAUAUCUGAUGCUGUUCCCAUUGAUGAAGUUGCUGGGUCGAGAACUCUCGACGUUUUUGUCCAGGUCUCGUGGAGAUUUGCCAACACUCCACCUCUAAAGUGA